Aspergillus sclerotioniger CBS 115572 is the source of this 4476-nucleotide messenger RNA. Its product is annotated as multidrug resistance-associated protein. Gene Ontology annotation, cellular component: membrane. Gene Ontology annotation, molecular function: ABC-type transporter activity; ATP hydrolysis activity; ATP binding. Bases 11 to 4330 code for a protein of 1439 amino acids. The record is from RefSeq and is a predicted model, not a curated record. NCBI's taxonomy places the organism in Eukaryota, Fungi, Ascomycota, Eurotiomycetes, Eurotiales, Aspergillaceae. Gene Ontology annotation, biological process: transmembrane transport. The transcript has 12 exons.
AGCAGGCAAAAUGGCAAACCCAGUCUGUGUCGCAACCAGCGACAACCAGUUUGGGCCUCGCGUGGACCCAAAUUGCCGAUCGUUUGACUUCACUCUUCUGUUUGAAGAUGCCUUCUUCUCCAUCAUCCCCGCGGCUCUCUUCAUCCUGCUGCUCCCUGCCCGGCUGCGAGUCCUCCGCAAAGCACCGGUCAAAGUGACCACAUACCGACUGGCUGUAUACAAGACGAUCUGCCUAGUCACCCUCUUCGCACUCCAGAUAGUCUACACCGUGUACCACCUCUGCACACCCGCACUGCACACUCGACUCGCAACCACCUCCGACAUCCUAACCAUCAUCGCCACAGCCGCCGCAACAUUCCUCUCCUUGAUCGAGGACCAAUGCUCCAUCGAGCCGUCCGAUAUACUCGUCAUCUAUUUCUCCGCGCUGACUCUCCUGGACAUCCCGCGACUACGCACAGUAUGGCUGAUCCCAGGAGUCGACAUAUGCAGGGGUCUCUGGACCACCAUUUACGUUCUAACCGUGGUCGCUCUAUUCCUCGAGUCAAUGCGAAAGCUACGAAUCCUAAGGACCCUUUAUCAGAAUGUGACCAUGGAACAAGUGAUCGGAUUCUGGGGCCGAAGCUUCUUCGUCUGGGUCACGCCGUUGUUUCGGGUCGGGUUUUCCGAUAUUCUCUCGGUUGAGGAUUUGCCUGAGGCGGAUGAGGAUCUGCGAGGGGAUGCAGCGAGGAGGAAACUUAACGGGGCGUGGGAGAAGUCGAAGGGGAAGCGUCGACUGCUGAAGGCGGUUUUUCGCGCGUAUUUGUGGUCUGCGCUGUCGGGGAUUGUGCCGCGGAUAGUGUUGAGUGCGUUUACCUUCUGUCAACCGUUUUUGAUCACCUCGGCGGUGGAUUACUUCGAGAAGGAUUCGACGGCGGAGAUUAAGCAGUAUGGGCAGGCGUUGGUGGGGGCUUUUUUGUUGGUGUAUUUGGGGAUCGCGAUUUCGACGGCCGUCUAUUGGCGUCAGGUGUAUCGACUGAUGACUACAGUGCGAGCUGGUCUGAUUUCGAUGAUUUAUCAACAGACGACGAACCUGUCGGGUAAUGAUGUGAAAGACACGGCUGCGCUUACGUUGAUGGGUACGGAUGUUGAGCGAAUCGGCAAUAGCUUGAGAUUGCUACACGAGACAUGGGCUUCGAUUGUGGAAGUGGGUGUUGCUCUGUAUCUCUUGGAGCGUCAGAUAUUCCUUGUCUGUCUUGUUCCUGCUGCUAUCACGGUUGCCUGCAUUCUCGGAACACAUCCAAUUUCCUCUCGCAGUGGAAGCGCACAAAAGGCCUGGGUCGAGAAAGUCCAAACAAGAGUUGCGGUCACAUCCGCCAUGCUGGGUGACAUGAAAGCCGUCAAAAUGCUUGGAUUGGCCGAUGUUCUCUUUGAUUUGGUGACGAAGUUGCGAAAGGCCGAGUUGGAGGCAUCUUCCCGUUUCCGCAAGUUGUUCAUCUUCAUGGUGGUACUAUCCAAUAUCCCACUUGACUUUGCCCCAUACGCUACAUUUGCCGUGUAUGCCAUCAUCUCGGUGGUGAGGAAUGAUCGAUCCCUUCUUGCUUCCCAAGCUUUUACUUCGCUAUCGUUGAUCUCGCUUUUGACGUCGCCGUUGGUUACCUUUGUUCGAGCUGUUCCUCAAUUGGCCCAGUGUGGGGGGAGCUUCGAGCGGAUUGAGGCAUACUUGGAGAGAGAGCCGGCUGCGAAGGGUCAUCAGACAGAAUCAUUAAUCUCUCUCACCCUGCCCGAUCUCGAGAACGAGGAUGUCGAGCUUACGAAACGUGCGACGGGACAGUCUGCGGACUCAUUGGUCUCUUUCACUGGGGUGGAUAUCGCAUGGACACAUACCACCGAGCUCGUAUUCCGAAAUCUUCAUCUGGACAUCAAACCGGGAAUCACGAUGAUCAUUGGUCCUGUCGGCUCCGGAAAAUCCGUCCUUAUUGAGAGCAUCCUGGGAGAGACGAUCAUCAAAAAUGGAACUACAAAUGCACCACUUUCGAACAUUGCAUACUGUCCCCAGAAGCCGUGGAUUGUUAACAACACGUUCCGCCACAACAUUACCGGUGGAACAGAGUUUGAUUCGAAAUGGUAUGGCUUCUGUGUUUCCGCCAGUGGUCUGGAAGAUGAUCUGGCGAGUAUCCCGGGUGGUGAUUUGCACAUGGCCGGUAGUGACGGGGUUUCUCUUAGUGGAGGCCAGAAGCAACGAGUGGCUCUCGCUCGAGCACUUUACUCGAGACAUCCAAUCAUCUUGCUCGAUGAUGUUUUCAGCGGAUUGGAUUCCAAGAGCAUCAGCCAUAUAUUCUCAACGCUCUUUGCUAAGGAUGGGUUCCUUCGUGAAGCAGGGAGAUCGGUCAUUCUUGCAACACAUACUCAAUCCCUACUCCCCUACGCCGAUGAGAUUAUUGCACUGGACAAGGGCACUGUUGCUGCCAGGGGCUCCUAUCAGGACGUCCUAGCCAGGACACCAGAAAUCGCUGCAAACUCCCUGACCAAGCCCAAGAACCAAGAACAAGUCAGUGAGGAUGAUGUCCAGUCAAAACCCAAAACUGCACAGGUAACUGCGGUGGAGAAUAGCCCAACAGCAAAGCCCGACUUGUCUCGACGUGAUGGCACCUGGGACGUGUACCGAUACUACGCCAAAAGCGCCGGUCUCCGAGUAACGUUUGGCUUUAUUGCCUGCUCACUCGUUUCAACUUUCCUUAAGAACUUCUCAACACUAUGGAUCGAAUGGUGGUCUGAAUCGAAUGCCAGAGACCCGAAUGGCCAAGUCGGGUUCUACCUCGGACUCUACACCGUCUUUGCAGUGCUAAACGCAUCUGGCCUGGCUGUCGCCUGCUACCUCCUCUUCAUGAAAGCCAUCAACGGAACCGCCCUAGGGCUACACACCGACCUCCUCGCCUCAACCCUCAACGCCCCAUUCAGCUUCUUCCAAACCACCGACACCGGAACCCUAACCAACCGCUUCAGCCAAGACAUGGACCUCAUCGACAUGACUCUUCCCAUCUGCUUAAUCAACAGCUUCGGAAACGGCUCCUCCACCAUCAUCAAACUAAUCAUCCUCUGCGCCGUGGGCAAAUACAUGGCCGCCACCUUCCCCAUCCUCAUCGCCACCUUCAUUCUCAUCCAAUCCUACUACCUCCGCACCUCCCGCCAAGUCCGCCUCCUCGACAUCGAAGCCAAAUCACCCCUCUACACGCACUUUACCGAAACCAUCAGGGGUAUUUCCACCAUCCGGGCCCUGUCCUGGCAAAGCGUGUUCCAAACCGACUUCGAACAUAAACUCAAUCAAUCCCAACGGCCAUACUACAUGCUCUUCUGUAUUCAGCAAUGGCUUAACCUGGUUCUGAAUCUAGUUGUGACUGCCAUGGCAGUCAUCCUCCUUGCGAUUACCACCUCCAUGAAAGAUAAGUUCAGCGCCGGCGCUAUCGGAGUCGCACUCAAUAUGGUUUUGUCUUUUAAUCAGGAGAUUGUUCGUACCGUGCAGUCGUGGACUCAAUUGGAGACGUCGAUUGGGGCUGUGGCCCGCGUGCAGAAAUUUCAGGAGGAGACGCCCUCGGAACGGAGUGGGUUGUCGAUGCCGAUACCGCCUGUUUAUGAGUGGCCGGUGGAAGGGAAGAUCGUGUACGAGGAUCUCACGGCUGGAUAUACUAACACCCCCACCCCCACCCUCAACAACAUAUCCCUAACCAUCCCCCCCGGCGAGACCCUCGCCAUCUGCGGCCCCUCCGGAAGCGGAAAAACCUCCCUCAUCAUGUCCCUCCUCGGGAUGAUCGAUAUCCACGAAGGUCGAGUGACCAUCGACGGUCGUGAUCUGACCUCCUUCGACCCAAGGGACAUUCGGUCCCGAGUAACUGUCAUCCCCCAAGACCCGUUCUUCAUGCCUGGUACGGUACGGUUUAAUCUCGAUCCGCACGGAAAUGCAUCCGAUGAGGUGAUUGAGUCUGCGCUUCGGAAGGUCGGACUGGUAGCUGGUUUGGAUAGCGAGUUGAAGGCGGACGACUGGUCCGGGGGAGAAAGACAGUUGUUGGCGCUGGCGAGGGCGUUGGUGAACCCGAGUAGGGUUUUGGUGCUGGAUGAGGCGAUGAGCAGUGUUGAUGGGGAGACUGAGCGGUUGAUGCAGGAGGUUAUUGAGAGGGAGUUUGCGGGGCGGACGACAGUGAUAGCGGUGAUGCAUCGGCUGAGAUAUGUUGAGCGGUAUGACCGUGUGGUGUUGCUGAAGCGUGGGGAGGUGGUUGAGUGUGAUACUCCGAGUAGGCUUCUGGGACGGGAGUCGGAGUUUAGGAGGUUGUGUAGUUCUCUGGACAGGUUGUUGUGAUGGGCUACGCUGCAACACUCUCUACGCACUCCACUCUGUCUAAGUCUUCCCACAGCAGAGCCCUAACUACAGUCACUCCUUUAUCCCAAUACUCGAGCUGUUGAAAUCUAUCCACAUAUUCAUAUCACGAUUAACUACCAUAGUUG